AUGGAUCGCGACAGGGACCGCGACCGCGACGGCUCCUGCGGCAAGUCCGGCGGCUGCGCGGGCAGCGCCAGCGGCAGCGGAGGCGGCGCCGGCGCCGGCGGCAAGCAGAAAGCUGGCGCCGGCCGGCAGGGCGGCGGCGGCGGGGGAAGCGGCGAUGGCGCGGGUGCGGGUCGUGGCGGGCGGUUGGGCGGCAGCAACAGCGUGGGGAAGGUGCGGCAGGGCAAGAAGGGCGAUGGAAACUGCAGCGGCGGGUCCGGCUCGUGCAACGGCGGGGGCGGAGGCGGAGGGUCAGGGAGAAACGCGGCGGCGGUGAGCAUUCACAGUGCCAUGCAGGGCGGUGGCAUGCAGAGCGCGGGGUACGUGGUGGCGGACAACCGGGAGAGGGAUAGCAAGAGGGACGGGUCUGGCGACCAGGACCGCGACCGCGACCGCAAGCGCGACGGCUCCGGCUCCAGCUCUGGUUCCUCCCAGUGCUCCCGAUCUGGCGGCUGCGCUGGCAAUGGCAGCGGCAGCGGUGCUGGUCAGCAGGGGUCGGGGCAGCAGCAGGGCCGCGGGCGUGGCGCAGGUGCAGGCAUGGGUGGUGGUGGUGGUGGUGGUGGUGGUGGUGGUGGUGGUGGUGGUGGUGGUGGUGGUGGUGGUGGUGGUGGUGGUGGUGGUGGUGGUGGUGGUGGUGGAGGACGUGCAGGCGGAGCGGGCGGCAUGAGCGGAGGGGCGGGGCGGCAGGGAGCGGCGGGACGCAUGGGUGCAGGCGCAGGGAAGGGGGCUGGCGCGGGGUUGAGGGGGAGCGGUGGGGGAGGCGGAAACUGCAAUGGAAGUGGGUCUGGGUCUGGAAACUGCAAUGGGAGUGGUGCAGUUAGGAAGGGAGGGAGGAUGGGAGGACGUGGGGGCAGUGACGACAAUGACGGUGAUGACUAG
Molecule: messenger RNA, 915 nt
Organism: Closterium sp. NIES-65
Lineage: Eukaryota; Viridiplantae; Streptophyta; Zygnematophyceae; Desmidiales; Closteriaceae
Source: the annotation of a GenBank genome assembly